GAAACAGCGGAUGCGGUGAAUGCCACAUCAAAUCGCUUGGAGAAAUUGAAAAUUGAUGAUAACGGCGAUCUUAUCGAAGAAAACUACGCAAUAAACAAGACAGAAAAGAAUCAUAUAUGGGUAAGUCCUUCACAGUGCUCCACAACUGAAGUAACCGAAAACAUUUUAAGCACGACAAUGCUGUCAGUUACAGCCGCCUAG
This is a messenger RNA of Gongylonema pulchrum, 201 nucleotides long. The record is from the annotation of a GenBank genome assembly. NCBI's taxonomy places the organism in Eukaryota, Metazoa, Nematoda, Chromadorea, Rhabditida, Gongylonematidae.